ACUAGCAUCACUUCUCCUCUCGUGCUACUCUUGCCGGCGGUCUCCGAGGGAAUAUUCCUCACGGUUCGUCGACGGCCAGUCAGUGCGCGACUCGUCGUUGUUGCGACGGUUGGCGAGGAGGAGAGUGUUGUAUACGUGCCUUUCCGUGGAAAAUUAUGCUCGUGGCGGAUUGUCGUGCUCCUCGUCGACGUAGUGGCUCGUGUACCGCGAAUGAACGCUCAACACGAGCGUAGUUGUGAGAUUUUUAAUAUCGAUCAAAGAGCUGACGAAAAUAAAAAAAAAAGAUUAUCGAGUACACGAUCUGUCUACUAUAUUAUACAUAUAUAUACACACAUAGAGACAGAAAAAGAACCCGGAGAGAUAUUCAAAUCAUCAUCCAACGAAUAGAAAGAGAGAGGCGUCGCCCAAAGGAUCGCAAACCAUUAGUGUGUUUUUCAUAGAUCCUACGCGCAAAAAUAUUUAUCCCAUACCCUGUUCGAACGAAGCUGUUCUACGACUCUCGGCGUCCCACGGAUAAUGGAAUAAAGUGUGUCACAGUGUUCAGUGAUCGCGCGUGAUUUUCUAAUAUUCUCGCGGCUAUCGUGAUUACCUCUUUGCCACCGGAUAUACAUAAAUAUAAAUAAAUAUAUAUAUCAGCAUCAUUUUUUUCUAAGUGUAUUAUACAGUGUGCUACAGACCAGCAGAAGUGACCGCGCGAAUUAUCCGUGAGUUAGCUUCGUUUCGACUUUAUUUUUUUUUUUUUCAUUUUGCGUGAAGUAUAAGCCGGCCAAAGUUUUCUUCAAAUACAUAUUGAAACAAGGAUUACGUAUAUCGACACCUUGACGAAAUCGACCAACGAAAGAAGGAAAACAGUGUGUGUUGAAGGGAUACAGUAGCUCGUACCUUCUACGGUACGGUGGCUAUGCAGCCUCGCGAAAUUACGGCGAGGAGGUAACGCCGACGAGCACACCAGAGCACCACGGUCCACACACUUCCGCCGACGACGCAUCGGCGGCGUGUAAACAUCGAACGAAACAACCACCAAACAUGUGGACCACGAUGCUCGUGUGGACGGCCGCCGUCGUGCUUCUGCCAGCACCCCGAGCGGUAAAUGCUUCUGGGGUGUUCGAGUUGAGGCUGAAGUCAUUCGUGAACGAGUAUGGAAAAGACAGUCUUGGCAAGUGCUGUUCAGGCAGCACUUCCAAGACUGGUGAGUGCUCAGGCGUUUGUAAGACCAGGUUCAGGGUCUGCUUGAAACAAUAUCAAGUGAAGAUCGACACGACGACGCCGUGCACAUACGGCGACGUCGUCACACCCGUUCUGGGCGAGAACAUCGUUAAUCUCAGCCCCAAUGUCGCCAUUCCAGGCUUCACUAAUCCCAUCAGAUUUCCAUUCGACUUCACGUGGCCGGGCACAUUCUCGCUGAUAGUGGAGGCUUAUCACGACGCAGACAACACGACACAACACUCGAGCGAGAAAGUGUUGAUAACCAGGCUGACUACGCAAAAGUGGUUGGACGUCGGGCCAAAUUGGACCGAGGACGAGUACAGGAGCGCCCACUCGAAGAUGGUGUACGAGUACAGGGUGACUUGCGUGGCGCAUUAUUACGGGAAGGGUUGCGAGAACCUGUGCAGGCCGAGGGACGACAACUUCGGUCAUUACAGCUGUAGCCCGAGCGGGGAGCGCGUAUGCCUCUCUGGAUGGAAGGGCGACUACUGCAAUACCCCCCGCUGCCUGCCCGGAUGCGACGAGCAGCACGGACACUGCAAUCGACCCGACGAAUGCUUAUGCCACAACGGUUGGAAGGGAGCGUACUGCGACCAGUGCGUGAGAUAUCCAGGCUGCCUUCACGGUAGCUGCCAGAAACCCUGGGAGUGCCUCUGCGACGAAGGCUGGGGCGGACUGUUCUGCAACCAGGACCUCAACUACUGCACGAAUCACAAGCCCUGCUUGAACGGCGGCACCUGCUUUAACACCUUUAACGGCCAGGGUUUGUACACCUGCUCGUGCGCGCCAGGUUUCAACGGCACUAACUGCGAGAAGCCGCUUUUGGAUUGCGACUCGAACCCCUGCCUGAACGGUGGAUCGUGCACCAUGGACCCGCCCUAUGGAAAUUCUAGCCUGAUCAAAACAUCGGAAUCUUCCUCCUCCUCCUCUUCAUCUUCAUCAUCAUCGUCGUCGUCAUCUACUUCGCCGUCGUCGUCGUCGUCGUCGUCUACUAGGCAACAUUAUCGCUGCACCUGUCCACCAGGUUGGCGAGGUAGACACUGCGAGAUCAGCUCGAGAUCCUGUCAAGAUUCUAAUAAAUCUGCAAGUAUAAUAGUAGAUGUGGAUUGUACAUCGAAUGAAAAAGAGGUUAUGUUAAAGAGAUCUUUGUUGCAAAAGCCGACUCUUGAACGAGAUGUAAUGAACUUCAAUUAUGACGCUGCCGCGUUUCCAUGGGACUGA
Messenger RNA from Apis dorsata (giant honeybee), 2427 nucleotides. It is a transcript of the gene Delta, whose product is annotated as neurogenic locus protein delta. Gene Ontology annotation, biological process: multicellular organism development; Notch signaling pathway; cell communication. The record is from RefSeq and is a predicted model, not a curated record. Gene Ontology annotation, cellular component: membrane. The coding region runs from base 1027 to 2427 and encodes 466 amino acids. The transcript is spliced from 10 exons. Gene Ontology annotation, molecular function: calcium ion binding; Notch binding. NCBI's taxonomy places the organism in Eukaryota, Metazoa, Arthropoda, Insecta, Hymenoptera, Apidae.